AUGGACCGUUACCGGGGACCUCGACGCUCUCCUCCUCCGCGCGACAGAGAUCGAGAUCGGGUGUACCGUGACAGGGAAAGAGAUGACCACCCUGAUGUCGAAUAUUUCGGCGAAGGUGAAAGUUAUCGACCUGGUGGCUCUGCUGGUGAUGGUCCUUACCGCCCACCCAACCGCGAACGACAUCCCACGGAUUCAUGGGGUGGAGAUCGACGAGACCCGAGAGACAUAAGGGAUCCAAGAGAACCUCGAAGAGAUGAAAGGAGAGAAGACAUCGACUCCUACAUCCCUGCGACUAGUACUCGCGCUGCACGACCACGCAGUCGUUCUCCUCCACCAUUCCGACGGAGAUCGAGAACGCCCCCCAACCGUGGAAGAGAGGAUCUAUUUCCUAGUAGAAGAUCUCCGCCACGCCGUUUCUCUCCACGACGAUCGCCUCCUCGACGAAGAUCAAGAUCUCUUGGUCCAAGACCUCGCAGUCCUCCAGACUCCAAACGAUUCCGAGAUUUCAGUCCCGACCCAUCCAGGCGUUCACCUAAGAGAGAACGAAGAUUAUCACCCGAUCGAAACAGAUUUGAUAGACCUCGAUCACCACCAAGGAGACCUUUUAGUCCAGACAGGGAUUCAUCAAGAGGAGGUGGCCCAUACAGACCCAGAUCUAAAAGUCCCCCUCGCAGAUUCGAUCGCAAGCUACAGGAUGAUAAUUGGAGGAGACGGUCACCCUCUCCCCGGAUUUCCGCUCCUGUCUCCAACACCACAUCCCGCAGAUCAUCUCCUCCGGUUCAUCCUGACCGAGCCAGCCUUGCAGGAUCCGGGCCACGCUCACCACCUCGUCAACCGGCUACUCAAUACGAACAUGCGGAGUCGACGAACUACCGCGGUAGGUCACCACCAACUGAACCUUUCCGAAACCGUGAAACCAGCACGACUGUCGACAAGCAAAAUGUGAAUGGAGAGAUUCAACCACCUUCAGGGCCUAGUAGCUACCGAAAUGGAACAUACGAUCGACCACCCCCAACUGGGCCUUCACGCAAUUUCAGUCAACCUCAAAGAUCCCCUCCUACUGGCCCUGCUUCUUUGUCACCAUCAAUACCCCACGCCCGAGGAGGCGCAGCUGGGAUUAAUGCUCCCACGCGACCUCGAGGUGUACCUAGUGGUCCGGCAAGAGACUUCACCAGCCCACCCAUGAGGGGUCGAGGCAGUCUUUCAUAUCGAGGUUCUGCUCCUUAUGGUCCAAGAGGGGGAAGUUAUGGGCGUGGAGAUUACGGUAGUACUCGUGGCGAUUAUGCGGGUGGACGUGGUGACUUUCCAGGAGGAUCUCGUGGUGACUUGUCCAGUGGUAACUACCGGAGCGCACCACCAGAGCGUGCCAGUUCUGGUAGCGCGGCAACUGGACAGCCCGACACAACCUUUGCUUUCCGAGGCAACAGCAGCAGUAGCAGCACCUUUCCACGUACUCAACGAUUCAACACAGUCCAACAACACCUUGCCACCACCGAGAAAAUCAUUCCAGGUGGUAAGCUUCUCCCAUCUGGCCUACCGCCCGACCAGGACAAGCGCAUCAAGAUGCUAGAGGCCGAAGCAGAACGAAUGCGCCGUGAAAUUACAGAGAAGCAACGCAUCAAGCGAGAAGUAUUGGCCGAGUGGGAGACACGAGAGCGAGAGAGCGAAAGAGAGAGACUACGCAGUGAGUAUGCGGACUCUCACCUGCAACAGCUUGUGGAGAGUGAUGAUGGGAUUGGCAGAGCGGCAUUCUAG
Molecule: messenger RNA, 1755 nt
Organism: Exophiala bonariae
Lineage: Eukaryota; Fungi; Ascomycota; Eurotiomycetes; Chaetothyriales; Herpotrichiellaceae
Exons: 2
Coding region: 1-1755 (584 amino acids)
Source: RefSeq, a predicted model, not a curated record